AUGGACACAUAAGCAAGGUGAACAUGAAAGAUGUCUCUCAAAACUAGAAAAGAUUAUUAAAAACAAGAAAAAUGAAUGUUAAAACUGUGAGAGUGAUAGUUUAUGCUGGGAGAAAUUUGAAAACAAAGAAAAAGGACGCUGACCCACUGGCUUCCGUUGUACUCAAACUUGGCAAACAUAAACAAAACAGUCAGCGAAUUCGAAGUAGAAAUCCAAAGUGGAAUGAAGAGUUUGCUUUCACUGUCUUGGAGUUGAAAGGAUCUUUGAAGAUGACAGUGAAGGAUAAAGAUGAUGUUAUUGGACGAAUAAUUAUUCCAGUUACUGAAAUUCCCCCAGACGUACAUUUUUUAAAAUGGAUUUCCCUAAACGAAACGGAGAGGAAAUCACCUUUCUCCAUCGUGGGUGAAAUUUGUUUGGAUUAUUGGUUAGAUGUGUGCACUGGGGAAGGAAAAGUUGAAAAAAUAAAUUCGAAAGGCCGAAGAAGAUUUUCCUUGUUUCAAAAUAAUUUUUUGACCUUUAACUCACCUAAAGAAAUAUGUGAAGAACAACCUGUGUGUGAAAUACUUCAAAAUGAAAACCAAUUCAAACAACGAAGACAUACAUACGCUGGAUUCCCAUCCAAAGUGGAGUUACAGACUUCAAAUACACAUGAAAGAGAUUCCAAUACCAUUAAAAAUGAUAUUUUAAAGACCGACGGAACGACGGACCCUUUUCUAAAAACAGCCAAAAGAAAGUACACAUACGCUUGCUUAUUUCCAGCUAAAGAUGCGCUUCCACAAAUACCGAAAAUAAAGGGGAAUUUAGAUCUACUAAAAGUGUCGAAUGAUCCAAUAGCCGCUGCGGUAACAGAGAGGGAAACGUUAAAUGUUCCGGUAACAGAGGAAAGCACUGUAAACAAUCCAGUAACAAAAAGGGGUGCAUUAAUUGGCCCGGUGAGAGAAAGAAUAGGAGUAGAUACAAAAAGCAUAAAUCUAGAAGCGUCAAAAAAUGAUGUGAGUAAUCAUUUUGUGACAAACAGUGACUGUUCAUCAAUUCCAAAGAAUUUUAGCCGCACAAACGUAAUACCUGUUAAUAAUUCGAAAAACGUUAAACCGAUUCCAAACACAAAUGGAGAGACAGAACCUGAGUUUGUAAUGUUUUCACUGAGAAAUAGGAAACAUGUGAGGGAUUGUUCAGAAGAAGAAGAAAAUAAAGAUGAAGUUUUAGAAAUGUUAGAAAAGCAAAACCAUCAUUUAAAGCAAAAAAAUCAAGAGUUGCGAGAAUACAAGGAUAAACUUGUUGUCUACUUGAUGGAGAAUUAUCCAGACGCUUUAGAAGCAACCAUCAGAUGAGUCGUACUACAGAACCUCAUCCCCGUAUCAGUUACAUGGUUUGACACCAACAGUGGCACUGUCUUGAAGAAAGAUUUGUUAACUUGCUUUCUAACAGAGAAUUUAUCCAGAUGCUUUGGAAGCAGCCAGCAGGCGAAUAAUACUAUAAAAGUAUUUGCGUGAUUUUUGCUUUGUUUUCGCACCACUUAAAAUGUUUUUACAAGGAGUAGGCCGGGUUGGAAGAGACACAUCAAUCUUGCAAAAAGGCAACAUCAUUUACGAACUGUUUACAAUUCCUUUUUCUACAAGACAUUACAUUUUUGUAUUUUUCUGGAGAAAAUGGAUGUGCAAUAUAGGUGGCAACCAGGGGGAAAAGACAGUUGCUCUUCACCAUUGAUUUUAAAAACUUCGACCAUCACAAACCAAUAAUGAAAUUUCAUAACUUAACUUGCUUUGUGUUUAAAAGACCUAUCCGUCAA
Hydractinia symbiolongicarpus is the source of this 1789-nucleotide messenger RNA. RefSeq lists its product as uncharacterized. The record is from RefSeq and is a predicted model, not a curated record. Bases 72 to 1331 code for a protein of 419 amino acids. The transcript is spliced from 6 exons. NCBI's taxonomy places the organism in Eukaryota, Metazoa, Cnidaria, Hydrozoa, Anthoathecata, Hydractiniidae.